Molecule: messenger RNA, 1307 nt
Organism: Vigna unguiculata (cowpea)
Lineage: Eukaryota; Viridiplantae; Streptophyta; Magnoliopsida; Fabales; Fabaceae
Biological process (GO): regulation of DNA-templated transcription
Cellular component (GO): nucleus
Molecular function (GO): catalytic activity; sequence-specific DNA binding; DNA-binding transcription factor activity
Source: RefSeq, a predicted model, not a curated record
CUCAUUUCUAAUUUUCUUGCCUCUACUGGUGUUAGCUUAAACUUUCUUCUCUGCAGUAUCAUACUCAAACCGUCCAUAACUUUCUUUGCUCUUGCAAACACCAACUAUAACUUGUGUACCAAUUCUUUUGCUGCCUUGAAAACCACAAAAAACACAAGCUAACCAUGUCCACAAUUGCAAAGAGAGAUUUGAGUUCUAAUGAGGAAGAGAGUGAGCUGAGAAGAGGACCUUGGACUCUUGAAGAAGAUAGCCUGCUCAUUCACUAUAUUGCUCGUCAUGGUGAAGGUCGGUGGAAUAUGUUAGCCAAGAGUGCAGGGUUGAAGAGGACUGGAAAAAGCUGCAGACUCAGAUGGCUGAAUUAUUUGAAACCAGACAUUAAGAGAGGGAACCUCACUCCGCAGGAGCAACUCUUGAUCCUUGAACUCCAUUCCAAGUGGGGUAACAGGUGGUCAAAAAUUGCUCAGCAUCUGCCAGGAAGAACAGACAAUGAGAUCAAGAAUUAUUGGAGAACAAGGGUACAGAAGCAGGCACGCCAACUUAACAUUGAGUCUGGAAGCAAGAGAUUCAUCGAUGCUGUGAAGUGUUUUUGGAUGCCGAGGUUGCUCCAAAAGAUGGAACAGAACAAUUCUCCAAGUCCUCACUGUUCCAUGACAAGCAUGGUGAAUAUAGGUAAUUCUGGAGAAGCUUCUAUGAGUUCAACAUCAAGCAGCUUCAAUAUCCCCUCUAUGUUUUCAUCAUCUCCUCCACAAAGGGAAUUCAUUAUGGACGGUGCAAAUCAUCUUAGUACUGUGUCCAACCCCAUCAAUCCAUCCCCGGAUUCGUUCCCAUUUUCACAGCUGCUUGAAAUUUCUGAACACCCCAAAAGUCCUCCCAAUGUGCUUGAGAACAAUGUUUACAGCUAUCCAAUCCAGGACAAUUGCUAUGCUGAUACCAAUAACUAUGGCAUGGAAGGCCUAAACAUGGAUCCCCUUUCAGCCAUGGGAACUUACGACUUUCCACAGUUUGAUUUUCAGAGCGCAGGGAAUGGAUGGAUGCUAGACAGCGUGGAGGAUACUACUUUAUGGAACAUGGAUGCUAUGUGACAGUGUGUCAAGAGAAGGCAUGCAUCUCAAGUUCUUUAAUUGUGGGAUGGUAUAUCAUUGAAAACAAAAAAUUGAAGAUUCUUAUGCUAUACUGAUUCAUAGGGAGUAUACAUAAUAGUCUCAUUGUUAGAGAUUAGUAGCAAGUGUAACGAACGUGAUUUUAAUAUGAACCUUUUAAAAUAGCAUAUAUUUGAAUAGAAAAAUGCAGGAGAUGAUAUUAAUGUU